Molecule: messenger RNA, 2123 nt
Organism: Linepithema humile (Argentine ant)
Lineage: Eukaryota; Metazoa; Arthropoda; Insecta; Hymenoptera; Formicidae
Source: RefSeq, a predicted model, not a curated record
AUGGACAGAAACACAUCAAACUCAUCUGUGCAUCUUGUGGAGAAUGAAAUAUGCGCCAAUGACCAGAAAACGUGUAGUGUAACCGAAAAUACUGCUAGCAAUGACGUUGAAAAUCAACAAAUGGUUCAUGAUUCUUUAUCUCCCGCAAAAAACCGUACUAGAAGGAGUUCUUCCAGAACAAAUAAACGGCCUAGUUUGAACGAAAACAUAUCAAACUUAUUAGUACAUCUUGUGGAAAAUGAAAUAUGCGCCAAUAACCAGAGAACGUGCCAUGUAACUGAAAAUACUGCUAGCAAUGACGUUGAAAAUCAACAAGUAGUUCAUGAUUCUUUACCUCCCGCAGAAGACCGUACUAGAAGAAGUUCUUCCAGAACAAAUGAACGGCCUAAUUUGGACGAAAACAUAUUAAACUCAUUAGUACAUCUUGUGGAAAAUGAAAUAAGCGCCAAUGACCAGAAAACGUGCUGUGUAACCGAAAAUACUGCUAGCAAUGACGUUGAAAAUCAACAAAUGGUUCAUGAUUCUUUACCUCCCGCAGAAGAUCGUACUAGAAGAAGUUCUUCCAGAACAAACAAACGGCCUAGUUUGGACGAAAACAUAUCAAACUCAUCAGUACAUUUUGUGGAAAAUGAAAUGUGCGCCAAUGACCGAAUGUGCUGUAUAAUCAAUCUGGCUGUUGCACCACUAUUUUAUCCUAUGGAAGAAUUUGAUAAUUAUAUGAUGUCCAGGAUCAAGAAAGCAAUUUUAGAACUUAUCUUUAUUGCCUCUCAGCCUGAUAAACCUUUGAUUUUCAACGGUUCUACAAUGAUUGAGGGAGCAAUUGUUUUUCAAUGCGCCAAUGAUCAUACUGUUAAGUGGCUAAAAGAACUAAGUAAAUUACAUAUAGAUAACAAAGACGUUAUAAUAAGAGUGAUAGAAAUGAAUCAACUUUCCAACUGUCAUCGUGCUGUGGUGCGCGUAAAGGAAGACUUGAGCAGAAGAAUAAUUUUACAACUCCUUAACAAGCAGAAUAAGGGUCUGGCAACUCACGAGUGGUUCAUCGUAGAAGGCAGUGAACAUAAAAAUGGAAAUAGCACACAGUUCGAAGUGCAUUGCGCCAUAGUCUUCGCUGAAGGUGUUUUUGAAGGCGAGACACUUGUCACGCAUCCUAAUCGGCCACAAGGAGAAUUGGAGAUUGCGCUUUAUCCUGCCAAGAACGAUCCCGUCGAUAUACACGUGAAAGUGUAUGUUGGACCUCUUGGUACUGAUCUGUUGCAGGUUUUUGAAAUAACACGACAGCUACCAAGAUUCUGUAUGUACGAAUUCAUACCAAAACCACAACAUAUGCCGGAAGGAUUAUCGGAUAAUGGAGUUAUAGCGGAUGUUGCGGAAAGACCGCAGCGCAUUGCCAUUUGGUUAAACCAAAGUCUUAUUUUGGGAGAGGAAUUGGAAGUCGUGGACGGCGGAUGCAUCGAAAUAUGGCUUCGUGGGAUGCGAGACGACAAAGUGCACUGCUUCAAGUCGAACGCCAGCGGAAAACUGACGAUCCAGACGGACGACUCGACGUUUGCUGGCGAUAUUAUUCAAUCUCUCGCUAUGUACUUAGGUGUCAGAGAGCUGAAUUCGGAAGCGACGUUCCCGAAGGAAGAAACUCGAAUGUUAGAGGCAUUGGAGCGCGUAAAGGAUUUGAAGGAGAUCGAUGCACGACUCCAGGCGGAAGCUGCAGGCAGUGCCACUCUUCUGAAGAGUAUUGUUAUUCGUUUAGAGGAUGCUAGGAUUCUCGAGAAUAUCGACGAUAUGCGGAAGGGACUGAUGCAACUGAAGAACAUCAAUGGCGAUUUAAUCCGAGAGCACGAGAUUCGACUGAACAGUCAUCGAGAGCUUGCAGCCAGCCUGAAAGAGUUGAAUAUCGGUGUGCAGCGCGCGGCGAGACUUAGAGUCGGGAAAGCCGCUUCCAACGCGGUAGCUCGUUGCAGAACAGCGAUACAGGACGAAAAUCCGAAAGCUCUUGCAUUGGCGAUAAAACAUGGCUAACGUAGGUCAUCCGUCAUUUUCUCAUACGACAGCCGUUAUGCAAUAUAAUUAUAAUUUUAGAAUAUAAUUUUAGAAUUGCAUCAUAUUUUUUUAUAGAAUAUAUCCCAAAA